Molecule: messenger RNA, 219 nt
Organism: Schistosoma turkestanicum
Lineage: Eukaryota; Metazoa; Platyhelminthes; Trematoda; Strigeidida; Schistosomatidae
Source: the annotation of a GenBank genome assembly
AUGAACAAAGAAAAGAUUAAUUGCAUGGAUAAUAAUAAUGCCAAUAAUAACUGGAGAUAUAAGUCUGCUCCUAAAAGUCAAACAUAUGGAUAUAGUUUUAUAGACUUCACUGAGAUACUUCAUAAUCCCCAACAAGACAGACUGUACAGAUUACAAGAUUUUGUUAGUAAAGGUGCUAGCGGUAACUACAUCCAACAAGCUACGGGUCUUCCAACUUGA